Drosophila teissieri is the source of this 1121-nucleotide messenger RNA. RefSeq lists its product as uncharacterized. Bases 284 to 1066 code for a protein of 260 amino acids. The transcript is spliced from 4 exons. NCBI's taxonomy places the organism in Eukaryota, Metazoa, Arthropoda, Insecta, Diptera, Drosophilidae. The record is from RefSeq and is a predicted model, not a curated record.
CGAGAGCAAAAGGGAACACAUGAUAAAAAUACCACUUUUCUCCGUUAUUUCACUUGUGUUGUACAUCUGGUCGCGAUUGAAACGGAACCUCUUCUCACUGCCAUCUCAUUGUUUAUUGUGUUGUCGAUGUAUACAGAAAACUGUUGGACUUCUAUAAUCGAGCAUUUGUUUUCCAACUAUACGAUUAAAAAGAUAUUAUAAGUGCGUCCCCAAGCAAUUGGGAUUGGUGAACCAAAACCGCGGAACCUCGGAGUGGAUGUAAACACCAUAAUAUAAUAUCAAAAUGAAUGUUGUGGCCAGAUCCAGCCUAUGGCGAUUGGCAAAGGAUGAGUCCAAACAAGUGGAUGAUACGGAAAAAGCUAUAUAUGAACCGAUUGGCUCUACCGAACAGGACAUCCGUGUUCAAGAUGCAACUGGUGAUUUACACCAGAAUGUAGUCCAUAAGUCGACUAAUUUUAUGGCAGUCAACAGUCCCAACCAGAAUCAGUUUGAACACUUCGUUCAAACUUUAAGCUCCGAUAAUGCAAAUGUGUCUCGAAUGGAGCGGAAAAUUGAAAAAAUGGAAUCUCAAAUUGCGACACUGGUGGAGCAGAAUAACCAAAUUCUAGCAAAAGUAAAACGAAUUUCGGACAAAUUUCAAACCGGCCUUCCAAAGACUGAGUUCCCUAUAAAAACCAUUGAAGAACUUAGUGAAAUAGAAGCCAAAGUAACGGAAAACUAUGACAAAUAUGUGGACCUGUUCCGAACCAUUCUCGCACCCGAAGGCGUAAAAAAGCACAUGAGUAGAAUUUUAUCGACCUCGAUUUUAAUGAGUAUGAACUAUUCAGGCACCGGCUCCAAAACGGGGCUUAAUUCAUACGUAAACCUAAACAAGUGCAUUUAUGAUUCUCAGAAAAGGGAUGGCUACACAUUCGCAGACUAUGUGCAGGAUGUUCGGAGGGCCUUUGCGAAAAUGAAAAAUAAGGUUUACAAGGCCAAAACCUUUGCAAAACAAGCGCUUAGAGCUGCGAAAAAAGAAGAAUGUGAGAAAGACCUCAAAAAGCUAGUUUUACCUGGAUCGUCGUAAACAUUUUUGGAAUUACUUUAACUACAUCGAUGGAAUGUGAUAUGGAUGUUUUAUA